UAUCCUUAAAACCACUGUUCGGAUGGAUACAAGAUUAGAAACUGUGAAUGUUAAGGGUUGGUUUGGUCACUUUGAUCUCCCCAAGCCACUUUGUGUUUGGUCACUUUGGUCUCUCUGUGUUCGUCUCAUCUCUGGCCCAAAGUAAUCGAGGAAAAAGAUAAAAAAGGAAAAGCUUUUUUCAUAGCUGUGCUUCUUGUUGAAGUCACUGCUGCUUCUAUGAGAUGUCUGAUUCAGCUAUUUUUCGCUCUGCAAGAAUUCAACAGAGGAGUUACUACUGACGUGUCUGUGUGUAUUCAUAUGAUUUUCCAUAGCUUCACUCUCUGCAUCUGCUUUCUUUAAUUUUUUUUUUGAAUUUCAAGUCAAAUGUUCUCUCUCGAUUCCCAUUUUUGGAUUUCCUUUUAUCUUUUUAAAGAGCCAUAAAGGACAGACAACCGAGUCGAUGAUGUGAUUUCUCUAAUAAAAAAUGUUUCUGGGUUUUGUUUAAUUUAUGAUAGAAAUACUGGGUUUGGUUUCUUCUGUGGUUUCCUUUGAUAUGGAUUCCAUGCAUCUGGCUGCUCUUCUCUGAAUUUGAGGUUGGGUUUGUACUGUCCUUUAAUGGACUGAACCUGCUUCAGAAGAGAAUCUGUAUACACCUGGGUUUAGCGGCAACUUUGAUCCUUGUGUGCGUAGAAGAUUUUUUAGUUAUGAUCAAACAAAUACUUGGUAGGCUUCCGAAGAAGCCUUCGAAGUCAUCUGAGAAUCGCGAAUUUGGGGGUCCAUCUGUUGCCCCUUCAAGUACUUCAUCUGCUUCUAAAAGCACUAGUGAUUUCCAGAGCAACAGGCCUGGAACUUUAAACAAUUCGUCUCCUCCUGGUCCUGAUUCUGCUCCGCAUUUAGGUUAUAGUCAUGGAAUGAAGCCUACCCAGGUUGUGAAUCCGAAGCUGAAUGGCAGUUCAGUGCCUGCUCCGUAUGAAGCAUUGCCUGGAUUUAGGGAUGUCCCAAACUCUGAGAAGCAAAACUUGUUUAUUAGAAAGCUCAACUUGUGUUGUGUGGUGUUCGACUUCACUGACCCUACUAAGAAUUUGAAAGAAAAGGACAUCAAGCGCCAGACUCUGCUUGAGCUUGUGGAUUAUGUUACUUCUGCAAAUGGGAAGUUCACGGAAACUGUCAUGCAAGAAGUUAUAAAGAUGGUAUCAGUUAAUUUGUUUAGGCCGCUUACUCCACACCCUCGGGAGAAUAAGUUAUCAGAGGCCUUUGAUUUAGAAGAAGAGGAGCCCAUGAUGGACCCGGCAUGGCCACACCUACAGAUCGUGUAUGAAUUCUUUCUUAGAUUUGUAGCAUCACCCGAGACAGAUGCAAAGUUGGCUAAGAGGUAUGUUGAUCACGCAUUUGUUCUCAAGUUGUUAGAUCUCUUUGAUUCUGAGGAUCCAAGGGAGAGAGAGUAUCUGAAGACAAUUCUACAUCGUAUCUAUGGAAAAUUUAUGGUGCAUCGCCCAUUCAUCAGGAAGGCUAUCAAUAAUAUCUUCUUCCGUUUUAUUUUUGAGACAGAGAAGCAUAAUGGGAUUGCUGAGCUUUUAGAGGUUUUGGGUAGCAUAAUCAAUGGGUUUGCUUUGCCGCUAAAAGAAGAACACAAAUUGUUCCUUGUUCGGGCAUUGAUCCCUCUUCACAAGCCAAGGUGUUUACCAAUGUACCACCAGCAAUUAUCAUACUCCAUUACACAGUUCGUGGAGAAAGACUGCAAGCUUACUGAUACUGUUAUAAGGGGUUUAUUAAAAUACUGGCCAAUUACUAAUAGUUCCAAGGAGGUCAUGUUCCUAAGUGAGCUGGAGGAAGUCUUAGAAGCAACUCAGCCUGCAGAAUUUCAAAGAUGUAUGGUACCCCUGUUUCGUCAAGUAGCUCAUUGCUUGAGCAGUUCACACUUCCAGGUGGCCGAAAGGGCUUUGUACUUGUGGAACAAUGAUCAUAUCGAGAACUUAAUUAGACAGAACAGCAAAGCUAUACUCCCCAUUAUCUUCCCUGCCCUGGAGAAAAAUGGACGUAACCACUGGAAUCAGGUGGUGCAGAGCUUAACAGUUAAUGUUCGCAAGAUUUUUGCUGAUACUGACCCCGAGCUGUUCGAGGAGUGCUUGCGCCAGUUUCAAGAAAAAGAAGCAAAGGCUGAGGAGUUCAAAACAAAACAAGAAGCCACCUGGAAGCGCUUAGAAGAGAUUGCCGCAACUAAAGCUGCGAGCAGUGAAGCAGUCCUUGUUCCCCAUGCUAUACCCACCUUAACAUCGUCCAGCUAGAUAUCAAUCCAUAUGUAUAAAUUAUUCAAAUUCCAUUGAUUGGUCUGGGAGCAGCAAGAUGGUCAUUAUGCUCAAGAGUUUGGUAUUCUCACGGAUCCAAGCCCGAUUUCUUUGUUGCCCCACCAAUUUUUUAUCUGGUUGCCAGCGUCAAGGUGUUCAGGUGGUGACAUCUUUGUGCAGCAAUGUAGCUGGCAAUUCUGCCAUUUGCACGGGGACUGUAUUCUGGGUCAGACCAAGGAGUUAGUAGCUGGACUCACGUUGAUGAUGAAGGGAGGAUAAAACUAGUAAUUUUGUUAGUUUUCGCUGUAACUCAUGAAGGAGCUGCAGAUCACAGGUGAUCUAAGAACUGUCUUGAUUUUAGCCCACGUCUUGUGUAUCUACCAAGUACUUUGAUCUCAUUUCUUAUUUGCAUGUAUCAUAUGUAUUUUAUUGUGUAAAAGUGGAACCUUCUGCGGGUGUGGAUUUUGCUUAA
Messenger RNA from Populus nigra (black poplar), 2736 nucleotides. RefSeq names its product serine/threonine protein phosphatase 2A 57 kDa regulatory subunit B' theta isoform-like. The transcript is spliced from 3 exons. Gene Ontology annotation, molecular function: protein phosphatase regulator activity. The record is from RefSeq and is a predicted model, not a curated record. Bases 684 to 2264 code for a protein of 526 amino acids. Gene Ontology annotation, biological process: signal transduction. Gene Ontology annotation, cellular component: protein phosphatase type 2A complex. NCBI's taxonomy places the organism in Eukaryota, Viridiplantae, Streptophyta, Magnoliopsida, Malpighiales, Salicaceae.